AUGAAUAUAAAUAGCAUAGAAGAGUCCCCAAUACUGGAGCAAUUCCUCAAAAGUAGCAGUCCCAUACCUCCACAAUACUAUGAUACCGAAGACGAAUCGGAAUUCGAUUACGAGGAAGAACUGUGGAGGUUGGAUGCUGAAGAACACUUGAAGCUCAGCAUCCAGCAGUUGACCGAUCUAAUCAAUUGUUUCUUCUACCCUCUAUUAGCCAAAUUUUUAGGUCGUCGGACGGCGCACACGAUAUGGAGAAACGUUGCUGAGCACAUCUUCAAGUGA
Molecule: messenger RNA, 276 nt
Organism: Australozyma saopauloensis
Lineage: Eukaryota; Fungi; Ascomycota; Pichiomycetes; Serinales; Metschnikowiaceae
Exons: 1
Coding region: 1-276 (91 amino acids)
Biological process (GO): mitochondrial outer membrane translocase complex assembly; protein insertion into mitochondrial outer membrane
Source: RefSeq, a predicted model, not a curated record